GUGGCUGCGGUGUGCAAUUCCCCUUCUACCGUCGGGAAAAGCGGGCCAAGAACCUCCGAACCGGUGAGACCGACAUGGCUCGUACCCCACGGUCCGCGGCUAUUAGAACUAGAACCGGCGUCCAACCACUCCGGUUCUCCUCCACGGUGCAGAUGGGCUCGAUUGAGGGAGCGAAGGCGGAGAACGGCGUGGCCGCCCCCGCUUGCAACGGCGGCGACCAGCGGAACGGCGGCGGCGGAGCUGCUGUGCGGGACAGCGAGGCGGAGGCUGGGAGGAAGGGAAAGGCCGGGGCGGGGGUGGCGCUUCCGCUGGAGGUGGGCACAAGGGUGAUGUGCCGGUGGAGGGACCAGAAGCUCCACCCCGUCAAGGUCAUCGAGCGGCGGAAGAUUCCCAACGCCGGCCCCAACGAUUACGAGUACUACGUUCACUACACCGAAUUCAACAGGAGGCUUGAUGAGUGGGUUAAACUUGAACAACUUGAUCUUGAUACAGUGGAGACUGACAUUGAUGAAAAAGUAGAAGAUAAGGCAACAAGCUUGAAAAUGACCCGUCAUCAGAAACGGAAGAUUGAUGAGACACAUGUGGAGAAGGGUCAUGAGGAGCUUGAUGCUGCGAGUUUGCGGGAACAUGAAGAGUUCACAAAAGUGAAAAACAUAGCAAAAAUAGAACUUGGCAGAUAUGAGAUUGAUACAUGGUAUUUCUCCCCUUUUCCGCCAGAAUACAAUGACUCUUCAAAGCUGUACUUUUGUGAAUUUUGCCUCAAUUUUAUGAAGCGCAAAGAACAGCUUCAGAGGCAUAUGAGGAAAUGUGACCUUAAGCAUCCACCAGGUGAUGAGAUCUACCGAAGUGGCACCCUGUCUAUGUUUGAGGUUGAUGGGAAGAAGAACAAGGUUUAUGGGCAGAAUCUCUGCUAUUUGGCGAAAUUGUUUCUUGAUCAUAAGACUCUUUAUUAUGAUGUCGACCUAUUUUUAUUUUAUGUCCUUUGUGAAUGUGAUGAUCGAGGUUGCCACAUGGUUGGGUAUUUUUCUAAGGAAAAGCAUUCAGAGGAGUCGUAUAAUUUGGCAUGCAUUCUCACUCUGCCUCCAUAUCAGAGAAAAGGAUAUGGGAAAUUUCUUAUUGCAUUCUCCUAUGAACUUUCAAAGAAGGAGGGUAAAGUGGGGACACCAGAGCGACCGCUUUCUGACCUUGGGCUGUUAAGUUACCGAGGUUACUGGACAAGGGUUCUUCUAGACAUUCUGAAAAAGCACAAAAGCAACAUUUCUAUUAAGGAGCUUAGUGAUAUGACAGCCAUAAAAGCAGAUGAUAUAUUAAGCACCCUACAGAGUCUGGACCUGAUACAAUACAGGAAGGGGCAGCAUGUGAUAUGUGCAGAUCCAAAGGUGCUCGAUCGCCACCUAAAGGCAGCAGGCCGUGGAGGUUUGGAGGUUGAUGUUAGCAAACUUAUUUGGACUCCUUACAAAGAACAAGGUUAAGGAUAUGUUCAUAUGUUGCCUCGUAGCAAGUGUUUCUGUUCCCUGGCUGGUUAACUUUGUAGCUGUAAAAAGCCUAGUGUUGAUUGAAUUAUGGGAGUUAUAUUGUUGAGUUACAAACUCAUGGACAUGAACUUAUUAGUGCCACAAGAUUUCAAGUGAAUAUAAGACGGAAGUUCUAUUAACCAA
Molecule: messenger RNA, 1658 nt
Organism: Elaeis guineensis (African oil palm)
Lineage: Eukaryota; Viridiplantae; Streptophyta; Magnoliopsida; Arecales; Arecaceae
Product: putative MYST-like histone acetyltransferase 1
Biological process (GO): regulation of transcription by RNA polymerase II
Cellular component (GO): nucleus; chromatin
Molecular function (GO): transcription coregulator activity; chromatin binding; histone acetyltransferase activity
Source: RefSeq, a predicted model, not a curated record